AGGCUGACGUCGAAGAGGAGUGGCCCCCGCGUCAUGGCACGCGGUGUCGGUGGAAUGCGGGCCCAACGAGGAAGCCCAAUCACUGGAUCUCAUCGUAACUCAAUACUCACAACUCUCAACAGUUGAGAUUUGGAGUUGCGACGCAGGGGACUUGCCCUUCCUCUCUUUGGAUCUGGAUCCUUCUCAUCCCCGUCUUCUGGAUUUGUCUCCCGUUACUGCGUGUUGGGGGUGUCAACGUCGCUUUGCCUGUGCGUGAGUGAUCCAUCAUCGCGACAUUGAUUAGGAGAUGAAUGCGCCCUGUUCAGGAUCCGUGAAAUUCGUCACUGUCGUCUGCUGCCGAAUUCAGGUUCUGUGAGACAUUUCACCGAGCAGUUGAACCAGGAGCAGUUUUUGAACUACUCCGGAGCUAUUUUUGGACUUCGGGUUGGUAGUGGUUUUGUGGUUGUGUUUCGAAUAGCUUGCUUCACGGGGACACGACGACGUGUUUGAGAGGAUUUGUGGGCUCAAUCUGAAUCAGAGAAGGGCGGGGGUUUGGGACGAGGAGCAAUGUCCACAGUAGCGCAGGAUUCUGCGCCGGGAGGGGGUAAGAUUCAGGACGCGAUGGAGCAAGGGGCUCCAGGUGCGAGUAGCGCCGCAGUCGUUCCCGAAGGAGGGCACUAUACUCAAACCCCAAGCCCCGCGUUUCAGGCCGUUAAGAAGAACAUUAACCACAUGUCAGCUUUCAGCUUGGGACUGCGGGUUGCGGAGUUCGUUCUCAGUGUGAUUGCCUUUAGCUUGAUGGCAUCUGCGGACCAAAACGGUGCGGUUUAUAGUACCUUCACCUCGUACAGUUUUGUACUGGCAGUAAACGUGCUUGUAGUCUUUUACACUAUUGGGCAAAUCAUCAUGAGCGUCCUGCUUCUGGUGUCUGGAAGCACUCCUAAGAAGAUCUACUUGUUCAUCACAUUCGGAUGCGAUCAGUUGUCUGCAUUCCUCCUUAUGGCCGCAGGCGCUGCUGGAGCUUCAGUUGCUCUGAUAAUCAAUCGCGGAGGAGUUACUGACGCCUAUGGGAAUGGAUGCAUAGACGGAAAAAUCACAAGCUUUUGCUCACAUGCACAAGCCUCUGUAGCUUUUACCUUCCUGUCGUUCUUCUGUAUGGUGAUAUCCUCACUUCUUGGAGUGUACAGUUUAGCCCCUUACCUCAUUCUUUGAUCUCCUGACGAACUUAGUUUUAGCUAGGAAAAGCAAGCGCGUAGUCUAUUUUUGUGAACAGACAUGCUCCGCUAGGGUACAAAAGGUUUGGUUUAUUUCAUUUAUUCCUGCUGUAAUGUAUGUGUUGUAGAAGAUUUUAAAAUCAUCUUAGAGCAAUCGAAUAAGAACUUAGCGGAGAGUUUUGCAGGAAGUAUAUAUUAUUGUUACAAUUUUUACAGCAGGCUGGUUUUCAUAUGUUUUCUAUAUGAAUCGAAAGGUUGUCACUUACGCAUCGUGCAUAUAGCCUUCUCCAAAA
Messenger RNA from Physcomitrium patens, 1486 nucleotides. Its product is annotated as CASP-like protein UU5. NCBI's taxonomy places the organism in Eukaryota, Viridiplantae, Streptophyta, Bryopsida, Funariales, Funariaceae. The record is from RefSeq and is a predicted model, not a curated record.